Messenger RNA from Rana temporaria (common frog), 3906 nucleotides. It is a transcript of the gene SEC24A, whose product is annotated as SEC24 homolog A, COPII coat complex component. Gene Ontology annotation, cellular component: COPII vesicle coat; endoplasmic reticulum exit site. Gene Ontology annotation, biological process: COPII-coated vesicle cargo loading; endoplasmic reticulum to Golgi vesicle-mediated transport; intracellular protein transport. NCBI's taxonomy places the organism in Eukaryota, Metazoa, Chordata, Amphibia, Anura, Ranidae. Gene Ontology annotation, molecular function: SNARE binding; zinc ion binding. The record is from RefSeq and is a predicted model, not a curated record.
UGCGCGGGGCCGCCCCAGGGCCGGGACUCUGCACUUCCUGCUGUCUGAGCUCCCAGGUCUGAAUAAUUUCAUUAUUGUUAAUAUUCCCAGGCCUACAGAAGGCAGAUAGCGGCGGCUUCCAGCAGGGAAAAGUCACCAUGAGCGGCUGAGAUUCCGGCACACAAAGGCCGCCCCCGCCUGCCUGUAGACGAUCUCCGGAGCGCUCUGAUCAGUCACCAUGUCCAGCGCCAAUUACAACUCCCAAAAUGGGGGAUCCGGGCCGUCCUACUCUAAUGGUCCGGUUCAGAACCCUUUGCUUUAUCCACCAGCUGGACAGAGUUACAGUCCAGGACUUCCUGUCUCCUAUCCACAGCAGAUGCCAGCGAAAGGGUCUCCACAAGAAGUUGCUGGACAAUACAGUUAUGGUGGUCCUCAGACUAUUUCUCAGGCUGCUCCACUGCCAGGAAAUUAUCAGGGAUCUGGACAAACUGUUAGACCACAUAUGGGACCUUCCCCAGUGGCACAUCCCCCAAAUAAUGCAUCUGCACCCAGAUCGCAACCUCCACCUCAGAACUCGUAUGGAUCUCCCACGACCGUUGGUGGCAGUGUUUCACAUGCAAGACAGUUGACACCAUCAAACUGGCAAUAUUUUCCAACACCAUUAAGUCAUGCACAAUCUCUGGCAAAUCAUGCACCAUCUACAACGGGAAUGGCCCCAGGGCCAUUGGUGGGAAAUUCAAAGCCUCCAACUACCCAGCAGUAUGGACAUCCCUUUGGAGGACCCCCUCUUCAAAACAGUUUUAUGAACCCAGGUCCUACACCACCACCAAUGAGCCAGUCUGAGCCAGUGCGGCCACAUUUAGGGCCUCCUCCCACAUCAUCCCCUUCUUUGACAACAUCCUCUGUACAGCCCACUGGUCCACCUAUCAGCGCUGCACCUGUGCCUCCUUUAAUCAGUGCUCCACCGAGAGGAGAUGGUCCUGCUUCUCAGCUCCCAACCAACGACAGCAGUUUGGUUCAAAACAGCUACGAUACCAUAGAAGGUGGCGGAUACAUGGGGAUGGUUCAUCCAGCUCAGCCUCCUCCACUGCCUCAGAAUCCUAAAAUCACCAGGAAUGCAUACCCGACGCUACCUCCAGGGUACCAGAACGCUUUUCCACCAGGAGGUCCAACUUUAACAACUGCUACUCAGCGAUAUCCUACUCCACCGCAGCCAAUGCCUCAGCCUAACAUGGGGAUGAAUAAUUUGGUAUCAUCGGUGGGAGGUCUGAGUCUUCAUCAAGCACAGCAAUUGGAUGAGCUACGAGCCGUGAACCUUCUCCAAGAGAGGAACAUAUUGCCACCAGCUCCAGUAAAGGCCCCUACACCCUGUCUACAGGAAGAUAUUCGGAAACUUAAUUGUAGUCCAGAGUUAUUUCGCUGUACCUUGACCAACAUCCCUCAAACUCAGACUCUGCUAAACAAAGCCAAGCUUCCACUAGGGCUCCUGCUGCACCCGUUCAAAGAUUUAUCGCAACUUCCUGUUGUAACUUCCAGUACUAUAGUCAGAUGCCGCUCUUGCCGCACAUACAUCAACCCUUUUGUAACCUUCUUGGACCAAAGGCGAUGGAAAUGUAACUUAUGCUACAGAGUAAAUGAUGUGCCUGAAGAAUUCAUGUACAAUCCUGUAACAAGAGCUUAUGGAGAACCACACAAAAGACCAGAGGUCCAGAAUGCCACAAUUGAAUUUAUGGCACCAUCAGAAUAUAUGCUUCGUCCUCCUCAGCCUCCAGUAUAUCUGUUCAUGUUUGAUGUGUCCCACAAUGCAAUAGAGACUGGAUAUUUGAACACUGUAUGUCAGACCUUGCUUGACAAUCUGGAAUGGCUUCCAGGCAAUACACGGACAAAAAUAGCUUUCAUUACUUAUGACAGCACGAUCCAUUUCUACAGUUUACAGGAAGGCCUGUCGCAACCCCAAAUGUUAGUGGUAUCAGACAUUGAUGAUGUAUUCAUCCCAAUGCCUGAAAAUCUCUUGGUUAACCUGAACGAGUGCAAAGAGCUGGUCCAAGAUUUGCUGAAGAACCUGCCACAAAUGUUCACAAAGUCCUCCGAAACGCAAAGUGCACUGGGACCAGCACUCCAAGCUGCCUAUAAGCUGAUAUCACCCACUGGUGGGCGUAUAUCUGUUUUCCAAACACAACUGCCAACAAUAGGAGCUGGAGCACUAAAACCUAGAGAGGAACCCAACCAAAAAUCUACUGCUAAGGAUAUCCACAAUUUGACACCAGCAACUGACUUCUACAAAAAGUUGGCCUUAGAUUGUUCAGGGCAACAGGUAGCUGUGGACCUGUUCCUUCUGAGUGGACGAUACUCUGAUUUGGCUUCUCUGGGUUGCAUUUCUAGGUAUUCAGCUGGUAGCAUUUAUCAUUAUCGUUCUUACCAUCAUCAGCACAAUCCUGUGCAAGUUGAAAAACUACAGAAGGAACUGAAGCGAUACCUGACCCGUAAGAUUGGUUUUGAGGCUGUCAUGAGAAUCCGGUGUACAAAAGGCCUCUCUAUCCAUACUUUCCAUGGAAAUUUUUUUGUACGUUCUACAGAUCUGCUGUCAUUACCCAAUGUUAAUCCUGAUGCUGGCUAUGCUGUUCAGAUGUCUGUGGAGGAGAAUUUGACAGAUACACCUUUAGUCUCAUUUCAGUCGGCUCUUCUGUAUACUUCAAGCAAAGGAGAAAGGAGGAUCCGCGUGCACACAAUGUGCCUUCCUGUUGUUUCAGCAUUGUCUGAUGUCUAUGCUGGUGCUGAUGUGCAGGCUGUGAUUGGACUGUUGGCAAAUAUGGCUGUAGACCGGUCUGUGGCUUCAAGUUUGAGUGAUGCACGAGAUGCUUUAGUUAAUGCAGCAAUUGACUCUCUUGCUGCAUAUCGCAAUUCAGUACUUACUGUACAGCAGCCUGGCCUCUUGGCACCACACUCAUUGCGUCUUUUCCCUAUGUUUGUCCUGGCUCUCUUAAGCAGGUUAAAAGCCUUUCAGACUGGUACAAAUGCAAGCUUGGAUGAGAGAACUUAUGCUAUGUGUCAGAUUAAGACACCACUUGUUUACUUUAUGCUGAUGACACAUCCCAACUUGUACAGAGUGGAUAAUUUAUCUGAUGAGGGAGAGCUUAACAUCAACGACAAGACAAUACCUCAGCCGCCAAUUCUUCAGCUGUCGGUAGAAAAGCUGAAUAGAGAUGGAGCUUAUCUUAUGGAUGCAGGGACAAUUAUGCUCCUGUGGGUAGGACGCAACAUUGGACAGAACUUCAUUACUCAAGUUCUUGGAGUUCCAAAUUACUCAGCAUUAACUCAAGACAUGACUCAGCUGCCUGAACUUAAUACACCUGAAUCCAGCAGACUGAUUGCUUUUAUCUCUAGCCUAAAAGAGCAAAGACCUUUUUUCCCAACAUUACACGUAAUCCGCUCUGAAUCUUGCUCUAAGUCAACUUUCCUGCAGAACAUGAUUGAAGACAGAACAGAAUCGGCCUUAUCAUAUUACGAGUUUCUUCUCCACCUCCAGCAGCAAGUGACCAAGUAAACCACUGCAUAGAUCAUGUGUGCAAGAGGAGAAUUCUCUCUCAGCAGUAACCCAUACACAAUGGCCCAAUUAAUUGCCACGUCUGCAAUGUUAGGUCCCUAGGCCUCAUGAUUUUAAGAUGUGGCAUACACUGUGAUUUCAACAAAAAUAAUCGAAUGAACAUAGUUUGGAACUGAGCUGUGCAAGCAGAUAUGCUGUCAUUUUAAAUGGGAUGUAAGAACACAAAAAAAAGGAUGCCUUUGUGCCAGGUGUCUGUAAGAACUGUCAAGUGAGCAAGUCAACGCACUACACAGCAGCCCUUGUUGGCAUCAUGUAGUUUCCACAAAAUAAAGGAGGCAAAGAGACCUUUAAAAAUAUAUAGCCAGAUCUUACUUUGGAAUACA